This is a messenger RNA of Gallus gallus (chicken), 2485 nucleotides long. It is a transcript of the gene BTBD2, whose product is annotated as BTB domain containing 2. The transcript has 9 exons. Gene Ontology annotation, molecular function: protein binding. Gene Ontology annotation, cellular component: P-body; cytosol. The record is from RefSeq and is a predicted model, not a curated record. The coding region runs from base 15 to 1742 and encodes 575 amino acids. Lineage: Eukaryota; Metazoa; Chordata; Aves; Galliformes; Phasianidae. Gene Ontology annotation, biological process: neurogenesis.
CCCUCCCUCCCUCCAUGCCGCGCUGCUGCCCGGCUCUGUGCAUCGCCCCCCGCCCCACCACCACCGCCGCCCCCACCCCCGCCGCCUCCUCCCCGCUGCCGCUCCCUCCCGCCGCCGUGUCCCGCCCGCCGCUCGUGGUGCUGCUGCUGCUGCAGCGCCGCCCCGCGCCGCGCCGCGCUCCGCACAAGAUGGCGGCCGGCGGGAGCGGCCCCGGGGGUCUGUCCUCCUCCUGCCCGCAGCCCCCGCCGCCCCCCCCGGGCAACGGAGCGGCCUGCGCCGCCGCCGACGGAACCCCCGCGUCCCCCCCGGGGCUCACCUACAACCAGUGCGGAGCCAACAACCCGGCGGCGGCGGCGGGAGGAGCGGGAGGAGGAGGAGGAGGCCCGGGAGUGGGGGCGGCCCCGGCGGGCGGCCCGGGCGGAGGGCUGCAGCGGGAGCCGGUGUACAACUGGCAGGCGACCAAACCCACGGUGCAGGAGCGCUUCGCUUUCCUCUUCAACAACGAGGUGCUGAGCGACGUGCACUUCCUGGUGGGGAAAGGCCGAGGGACGCAGCGCAUCCCGGCACACAGGUUUGUGCUGGCUGUGGGCAGCGCUGUCUUCGAUGCCAUGUUCAAUGGUGGGAUGGCCACAACGUCCACAGAGAUCGAGCUGCCCGACGUGGAGCCCGCUGCCUUCCUGGCUCUGCUGAAGUUUCUCUAUUCAGACGAAGUUCAGAUCGGACCAGAGACUGUUAUGACAACACUUUACACAGCUAAAAAGUAUGCAGUCCCAGCCCUGGAAGCUCACUGUGUGGAGUUCCUGAAGAAGAACCUCCGAGCAGACAACGCCUUCAUGCUGCUAACACAGGCGAGGCUGUUUGAUGAGCCUCAGCUGGCCAGCCUGUGCCUGGAGAACAUAGACAAGAACACAUCGGACGCCAUCAACGCAGAGGGCUUCACUGACAUCGACCUCGACACGCUGGUGGCGGUGCUGGAGCGGGACACGCUGGGCAUCCGCGAGGUUCGCUUGUUCGGCGCCGUGGUUCGUUGGUCGGAGGCUGAGUGUCAGAGGCAGCAGCUGCAGGUGGUGCCUGAGAACAAGAGGAAGGUGCUGGGCAAAGCACUGGCACUCAUCCGCUUCCCUCUGAUGACGAUUGAGGAGUUUGCAGCAGGGCCGGCACAGUCGGGGAUCCUGACGGACCGGGAGGUGGUCAGUCUGUUCCUGCACUUCACCGUGAACCCCAAACCUCGCGUGGAGUUCAUCGACCGGCCGCGCUGCUGCCUGCGGGGGAAGGAGUGCAGCAUCAGCCGAUUCCAGCAGGUGGAGAGCCGCUGGGGGUACAGUGGGACUAGUGACAGGAUAAGGUUCUCAGUGAACAAACGGAUCUUCGUCGUUGGCUUUGGGUUGUACGGCUCCAUACACGGACCCACGGACUACCAGGUGAACAUACAGAUCAUCCACACGGACAGUAACACGGUGCUGGGGCAGAACGACACGGGCUUCAGCUGCGACGGCUCCUCCAACACCUUCCGGGUGAUGUUCAAGGAGCCCGUGGAGGUUCUGCCCAACGUCAACUACACGGCGUGCGCUACUCUGAAGGGCCCCGAUUCCCACUACGGCACCAAAGGGCUGCGCAAGGUGAUCCACGAAUCGCCCACCAGCGGCGCCAAGACCUGCUUCACCUUCUGCUACGCGGCCGGGAACAACAACGGCACUUCGGUGGAGGACGGACAGAUCCCAGAGAUCAUCUUCUACACAUAGUGCCGCCACGGGUCGGAGCCCGACAGCGCCCGGAAGCGCCGCCCCGAAGCCCACCGCCGCGGGGCUGCGGCCGCCCCUUCCUCCCCUCACCCCACCGCCAUCCUCCCGUGGCCGCGCUGAGCGUCGGCGCUUCUCCGCCCGCCGGGAGCACGGAGGUGAGCGGCGCCGCCGGGGGGGGCUCAGCGCUGCGGGACGGACGGUGCCGGUGGGGACGGACGGUGCUGCGGAGCUCCGGUUGGGCGCUGCGGGAGCCCCCGGGGCGGGACGUUCCCCUGCAGUGGUGCUCAGCAGCCGCUGUGGGCGGUGCCGCAGCGUGGGACGCUCUCGGGGCCUCCGCGUGGGGUGGCUCAGUGCCGAAAGAACGCAACGAAAACCGCAGGAGGAGGUGAAGCUGAGGGGGCCGCGCGUUGUUCGCUGCGUGGGGCUGCAGGGCCCGGCCUCACCGCCCCGCUUCCCACCCCUCCUCCGCGGUUGGCAGCAGGGGGUCCCUCUGCGGGGAGAGGAGCCCCGCGUGGCUCAGCGCCGUGCGGCUGCUGUACAUACAGGAACGGCGCCCGCUGUCGGCCUUCGCCCCUUCCCCAAAGGCUGAGGCGUUGCACCGCGUCGCCCCCGAGCAGAGCCGGGGCCGCCCCCGGCGCUGCACUGAAUGUAUCCGCUGCUCUGUCCCGUGUUUGCGCUCUGCUUUGGGCCGCGGCUCUGAGAUUUGUACAUAGGAGAUGAAUAAAGACCUCGGGUUGUCUUUA